GACGACACCGACGACCUAUCCCCCGAUCCUCAGUCAAGAUGGCCGACUCGCAAGUUACUCUGCGCACGCGCAAGUUCAUCCGUAACCCCCUGCUUGGCCGCAAGCAGAUGGUUGUCGAUGUCCUCCACCCCGGCCGUGCCAACGUCUCCAAGGAUGAGCUCCGCGACAAGCUUGCCUCGCUCUACAAGAUCAACAAGGACUCCGUCUCCUGCUUCGGUUUCCGCACCCAGUACGGUGGUGGCAAGAGCACCGGCUUCGCCCUGCUCUACGACUCCAACGAGGCGAUGAAGAAGUUCGAGCCUCACUACAGGCUGGUCCGUGUCGGCAUGGCCAACAAGAUCGAGAAGGCCAGCAGGCAGCAGCGCAAGCAGCGCAAGAACAGGUCGAAGGAGUUCCGGGGUACCGCCAAGAACAAGGGCGGCAAGAAGGACAAGAAAUAAGCGGAUCGCGGAUGACGGGGAUGCGGGCGAAAACGGAUUUUGUGCAGCAAGGUCAUGGCGACAGGAGGAUCGCAGCGGACUUCGUGCACUUUGCACGCCUAAUCGUCUUGCACGUCAAGAUUGCGGUUGGGAGAAAAGCUGGCGUUUUUCUAGUCUGCUGACCCAACCUGGCAUAGCAUACC
This is a messenger RNA of Aplosporella prunicola CBS 121167, 622 nucleotides long. RefSeq lists its product as uncharacterized. The record is from RefSeq and is a predicted model, not a curated record. Gene Ontology annotation, cellular component: ribosome. The transcript has 3 exons. NCBI's taxonomy places the organism in Eukaryota, Fungi, Ascomycota, Dothideomycetes, Botryosphaeriales, Aplosporellaceae. Gene Ontology annotation, molecular function: structural constituent of ribosome. Gene Ontology annotation, biological process: translation. Bases 39 to 440 code for a protein of 133 amino acids.